This is a messenger RNA of Blastomyces gilchristii SLH14081, 999 nucleotides long. RefSeq lists its product as uncharacterized. Bases 325 to 723 code for a protein of 132 amino acids. Lineage: Eukaryota; Fungi; Ascomycota; Eurotiomycetes; Onygenales; Ajellomycetaceae. The transcript has a single exon. The record is from RefSeq and is a predicted model, not a curated record.
GUUGCCUCGGCCCGCGAUGGAAAAAAAAAAAACCUACCCCUUCGGUGAUCAGCGGGAACGCCGCGUGCAUUCUUCAUGGGUGGUCAAUUUGGUCAAUGACCUGGUGACUCUGCAGAAAAAGAACAGAAACCACCAUCAGAUCCCCCUGUGACAAAUGCUUCAGCAGGAAACUACCUCGGAGGACAUGUAUCCAACAAACAAACCCCUUCCCCUCACCACAACUCACUACUGGCCAUGAGAUGAAACAUCCAAACGUGGUGGGAGCCUGAAGGCACUGUAAUAACAUAACACCCCAUCAAUCAGCUUUCACUCUCAGGCUCUUGGAUGACUUCAUGUAGCAGCGGAGACAUGUCUUUCGCCCUCCUUAUUAUUAAUAACAUGACUGUUUCGAAAACGGUGCCGCCGCCAUUCAUCCGUAUCGUCACUCUCAAUUUUGACGUGCAGGAGAUUUCCCAUGGCCGUGCUGGGAUAGGCAGGGUGGUGUGGAUCGUAGAUCUGCCACCGUGGAAAAUCCGUUUUUAUCGGGUGUCAGUGCGAUGGACGUGGUUCGAGGUGGUUCAAGACGAUAGGGCCAAGCGACGACAGCUCCUACGACGGUGGACAGCGGAAGGGUUUGCGAUAGAUACCUGCGACAUUUUAUCUUUUGCAAAACUUGUAACAUGUACAUGUGGAAGUCACCCUAGCAUGCAUGCACAGGAAGACCAGAGCGCGCCUUGUCUUUGAUCUGGAGAGAAUUGAUGCCAGGUCUGCUGCUGGAUAUUCUGUUUGAAGUUCUGGUCCUGGCACGGAAUUCUCAGCAUGGCCUCUUGGUUUCUAAUUGUGCCGCAUUGUAAUGCUUGAGGGAGAGGAUUGAUGUGCGCAGUAUUGCGUAUAUAGUAUGAAGAUAUCGAUGAACGGGUUGGGCAGACACAGGAUAAUAUUCAUGGAGUGCGCUGGGCCGAAACAAAUGCUUAUCUCUCUUUUAACUUAUUUAGCUCCAAGUGUACAUUUAUUCCCAGA